Molecule: messenger RNA, 603 nt
Organism: Adineta ricciae
Lineage: Eukaryota; Metazoa; Rotifera; Eurotatoria; Adinetida; Adinetidae
Source: the annotation of a GenBank genome assembly
AUGCAAGUGCAAAUGGCUCUAGCUCGUGUAACUCAGCGUCUUUUCGUGCCUCGUUUAGCAAAGAUCGUAGGUAGCCAGACUGGUUCAACACGGCAUUUUUUCCAUCGUCAUCAUUAUCAUAAAUAUCUACCGGAAACAUCUUUCGCACCUAUGGCCAACGUGUUUCAACGUUGGGAGAAAGAAUUUGAACGGAUGCAGAGUCAAUUUAACAAAUUCUUUCAAGAUUCAAAAGUCGAUCGUUCUGCUAUGGAUUUGACAUUUGAUGGCAAUAAUAAACUGUCUGCAACAGAGAAUGAUUUGAUUAUUACAGAACCAGAUGGCUCAAGAAAAUUUCAUCUAUCUUUGAAUACACAUGGCUUUGGACCAGAGGAUAUUAAAAUAAAGGUGCAAAAGGGUUCUCUGUCAGUUUCAGCAAAGAAAGAGAAAAAGGGAACAAACGGUUACUCUCUUCAUGAAUUUUCUCAAACAUAUUCAUUGCCAGAAGAACUAAAUAUCGAUCAGCUCAAAUCAACUUAUGCAGAAAAUGGCAUUCUUGUCAUCGAAGCACCAUUACCCGAGGCAAAGACUAAAAAUCGUCAAAUUGAAAUCGAACGUAUUAAAUAA